Sorghum bicolor (sorghum) is the source of this 1889-nucleotide messenger RNA. RefSeq lists its product as uncharacterized. The coding region runs from base 220 to 1410 and encodes 396 amino acids. The transcript has 3 exons. NCBI's taxonomy places the organism in Eukaryota, Viridiplantae, Streptophyta, Magnoliopsida, Poales, Poaceae. The record is from RefSeq and is a predicted model, not a curated record.
CUGACAGAUGGGCCCAUACUCUUACCCUCGCCGCCCCCCACGAAUCACAUCGGCACAUCGUUCAACUCGCUAGCCCAAGAACAUUCGGUUCCGAAAUUACAAUUUACAGCUAUCAAGCGCGGCGCGGAGGCGGGAGCAGCGAGCAGCGCGCGGCCGGCGACCCCACCAGCAACCGGCCGCGCGGCCGCGGUUGCCUCCGUCGGCUGGGUCCUCGCCUCGAUGGUGGGGAUGUACCAGCACCAGCUCCGCGACGACCCCUUCGGCACCCUAGGCGGCGGCCACUGCGGUGACCAGCCACGCAUCGCCGGCGGCGGCGCCUCCUCCUCCUCCUCCUCCUCGUUGUCCUCCUCUCCCUCGGCUGUUCUCGCCCCGCUGCCUGCAGAGGCGCAUGGCGGCGGAGAGCCGCGGCAGCGGUUCGAGGCGCUCGCCGACGGGGGAAGCGUGCUGCGCGGCGCGGGAGGCGGCAAAGGCGGCGUCGUGGGUGGGGAUCUGGGGGUGCUAGUGCGGUGGAUGCGGGAGCUCGCAGCGGAUCCCGUGGCUCCCCUUCCGGCGCCAUCAGAGCACAGGCCGAGGAAGCGGCACGUGCUGGCCUUGCGGCGCGCUCGCUACCUUAGAUUGGAGGACGUGGAGGACGCAGAAGAGCUUCCCAGCUUCUACAAGAAAAGGAAGCUCUACUGGGACAAACAAAAAAAGAAAGGGUGCUUGAACAUGCCAACAAGGAAAUCUGAGAGGCUAGCUAAGAGAAUGAAACUCAUGGCAUCAUUGCUCCUCACACAACGGAAAAAGAUUGGAGUAGGUGAGCACUUUCAGGCAGAGGUACCUGAUUGGACUGGGCAACCUUCAGGGAAAGAGCUUUCACGUUACAGGAGUGAUCCAGAGACAUCAAAGUGGUUAGGGACUAGGAUGUGGCCUCCUGAGGGUGAAGUUUAUAAAACCGACAUUGUAGCUGUUGGGCAGGGAAGGCCCGGAUCAUGUAGUUGCCCCUUCCCAGGAUCCUUCUUCUGCAGACAGCUCCACAUAAAUGAAGCAAGAGAUCAGCUACGCUCUGAACUUGGUCAAGUUUUUACAAUGUGGCAGUUUGAUUCUAUGGGGGAGGAGGUUUCUAAGUUGUGGAGUCGCGAUGAGCAGCUAAAGUUUGACGCACUUGAGCAAUUGGUUCCUGUUAUGGAUCAAAAGACAUAUUGGGCCGUUGUGUCGAAAAAUUUUGCUUCAAAGCCCAGGAUAGAUUCGAUAAAGUACUACCUGAAUGUGUUCCUGAUGAGAAGAGUGUUGAGUCAGUGCAGACUGAGUCUUCUGGAAAUUGAUAGUGACGAAGAUGAAGUGGAGGAAGAGGAGGAUGAAGAUCAACCUGAAGGAUCCAGCUCUCUUCAGAGGACUCAAGAUGUCCAGGAUUUGAAGAAGGUGCCAUGAUUGUGCUGACAACAAUCUGACAUGCUUCUUUGCAUGCCUUUUGUUCAAGUUUAUGCCGAGACACAUUGCAUCAAGUGAUGCACCAUUGCUCCGAGUGAUCGCAAGUCUAAUUUUUGCACAUUUUUGGUUAAGGGCUCCAUUCACUUUGGUUCAGCCAACUCUGUGAACAGAAACUAAAUCGAGUGUUAAAUCAUCCCCGUGCGUCUCUCUAGGCAAGCAAAUCAAUACUUCAAGCUCAUCUGAGCCAAAUUGUUUUCCGUUGUACAGGAAAAUGGUAAAAAAACAGAUGGGGAAAAAAACUGAGGCUUUUAACAAGUCAUUAUCUCAUCCGCAUUUGGUUGACUUGUGCUCUUGGCAUGACAAAACCUUCCAGUUUGACUCUAGUUUGGUUAUCUAUGUUCAGCUGGUACAUCAGAAUCUUCCAGAUGUUAUUUCCUUUGCCUAUUCCUAAACUGAAAAAAGUCGCACCUUUUCGCUUU